GCAUCCGUCGCCAUGGCAACGCCCAAGAGGCCCGGGCCUAGUCUCACUCUAGGCCGCCUCUCUUCCUGCGCUUUCCCCCGGCCCCGGGGAGCGGGAAACUUAACUCCCAGGCUCCUUCUUCAGCUUCCCCGGGGGAGGCGAGUCGCGAGCUCCGGGCUCCCCCUUCUUCCUCCUCCUCCUUUCUCCGCCUCGGGCUCCUAUGGCAACGGGCCCGCGCGUCUCCCACUUGCCUGGGCGCGGCUGGUGCAAGAGGCGGCGGCGGGCGGCGAGGCAUGAGAGCGGCGGCCGGGGAGCAACUGGAGCCGAGUCCCGGGGAGCCGGGGAGCAGCCGGAGCUACGCGGAGUACAAUGAAGCGGGGCAGCCCUGUGAGUGGGGAGGGGUCGCCGAGGGGGGACACACACAACCGCGUAGUCCCCUCCAGGGCUGGAAAGCGUGGCAACCUCUCUCGAGCCAAGGGGAGUGGGUAGGUGGGGGCAUUGCUGUCGCUGCUGCUGCUGCUGCUACCCCUCUCUUGUGCAAAAUGUUGGGGUGCUGCCCUCUCCCCUCCACCCACCCCCAUUAGAGGGAAAGGGCACCCCACCCUUUUGCAUUAGGGACUGCCUGGCACCAUUGGACCCCCUCCGCUCCAAUGCCCCUUGCCCAUGAUGUGAUGCCAUUGUUCAUUUCCCCAUAGAGAACCCACCUCCCUUGCCUCCCAAAGGGACCGCCCACCCUCUUCCCCCAGCGCAGAGAAUCCUGUCUGUUCCAGUAUUAUUAUUAUUAAUUUCAUUUGUAUACCGUCUUCCAUCUGAAGAUCCCAGGGCGGUUCACAGCAGAGAAAUACAAAAACGAGAGUACAAAAGGCAUAAUAAAAUUCUGCAGUCGACCUCCUUUGUAAUGUUUUAUUUUGAAAUCUUUUAAGAUGCUAUUUUCGUUUUCCCGUUAAUUAGGUUGCUUUGGCUGUGUACUUUUAUGUUUGACUUUCUUCAGUAGUGUUUCAUUCCGGGUUGUUCUAUUGACCUUUUAAUGUGCUGUAAACCACUUUGAGAUUUUUCUUAAAAAUACAAAGCGGUACGGUAAGAAAUGAAAUCAAGAAUAAAUGAUAAUAAUAAUAAAGCAAAAGCAAACCAACAACGCCCCCCUUCCCAUAAACGCAUUUUAAAAGCCAUAGGAAGUUAAUCGACCAAAUGCCCGGUUUAAGAGGAAGGUUUUCACUUACUGUGUUUUUUCGCCUUCCUUGUGCACGUAUCAGUCUCCCUUCCAUGGGGGCAUUGCACACCCCACAAGGGUUUAUUCCACUUGACAAAUACAUCACUAUGAGGAACUCUUUUCAGUUCCAUUCUAGAAGGGCUGGUUUCCUCCCCUUUCCUCUGCUCACCACCAAGAAUCAACAUUCAAUUCCCAAUUAUAGUCAAUUCCAUUGGAGACAUCCCAUCCCAAUGCUAUACACCCCAUCUCCUUCAAUGCAGUUUUUCCAAACAUGCUGGAGGUUUGGUUUAUCCCAUGGGGAAAUUUUCUCACUGUGAUGAACACAGACCACUUUGAGAUCUGUUGCAGCAUCGCUGACCGCCAUUUCUACUGGGAGAGUUGCCUAACCCAGCAAGCUUUCAAUCCAUCAGCUAUGGAAGCAUUCAUACGCAGGCGUUUUAACUCACCAAAGGACAACUUAACAAACACUUCAUUUACAGAAAAUCAUCUACACAUAAUCACCUUUGAGGGCUUCAUGCAUGUGUAUUCCAUUUUAUAGAUAUAUACACAUGCCUGAUAGUCAUGAUUUGCUUUUGGUUCCUUAGUUUGGGUACACCAUAUAUAGAAUACAGUGAAAUGUCACUGAACUGGAAGCAGCAACUGGCUGGGUGCCUAUACGAUAUGUGGGGCAGUGAGAUGGGUUAAUUUUACACCUGAAAGCGCGGCUGCCAGUGAGCUAUUGGGCCCAAAUGGCUCACAAAACUAUAGGUUAGCAUUUGCAAAGUUUAACUACAUUUAAGCAGUUUCAUGCCACACUUGGACAUCCUAUUACAAGGAGACUUAUGGUGAGUUCCUCUAGUGCAGGGGUGGGGAAACUCUCUUACCUGCCCCCUCCCAGAUUAACUGAUUACACUAAUCUUGGGGAGGGGCAACAAGUUGCAGUGGAAUUGAAACUUCACCUCCAAACAUGGGAGUAGCCAGGAUUUGGGGGGCGGGGAGGCAGAACCAAUGUGAUUUGUUAAGUAUUUCUAUUAUUUUACUUGAUGGGGGGGCAGCUCCCCCCUCCCCCGCUACGCCAUUCCUCCAAACAUUGGACAGACUAUUCAAGCACCCCUUUGGCUCCUGAGAUUUCAGCAGGAAUUGUUUCCUUCUGAAGCAUAACUUUACAACCUUAAAAGGUCACCAAGCUUUGGGAAAACAAAUUAAGAGCCACUGUUCUCUGAAUUCUGGGACCAUUUUCAUAUUCUGCACCUUUCCGCCACUCCCACAGCAUGGCAGUAUACGCAUAUUACCUGAUUAUCGCUCUAUGUAGCAGUUCAGAUGAAUAGUGUAUGCAGUUAAAAAGCAUUUAGUUUGUUUCAAAAACCUGUUGCAUAUACUGUAUAAUAUAAUUUUAUACAGUGCCCUCUAGUGCCCAAAAAGUGAAGAUAAGGUCCCUUUCCCAAACAAUCCGCUAUAUUAUACAGUACAGUACAUACAUAGGAAUACACUGAUUCCUAUAUGGUUAUGAAUCCUUAUAAGUGACUCUUCUGUCUGUUACCGAAGAACAACAACCUUCAAUUAAAAUUGGAAGCAUGAUGCUUCCAGCACAGUCUUAACCAGCCUACUCAGAAGUAAGUCCCACUGAACUCAUUUGGGCUUACUCCCAAGUAAGUGGGGUUAGGAUUGCAACAUUUGUUACUAUGCCCCAGAGUUCAGAGAAGCAUCACUUCUGCUUGUUGUAAAUCAUACAAUGGGAAACCUCAUCAGUCAGUCAAUGUAACGGCUUUGGAUUCUUAUGAGUCUUUAAUUAUGGAAUUAAUGUGUGGUGAUGCACACAUUGGGAGAGGGCCAUAGCUCAGUGACAGAGCUCAUGAUUUGUGCACAUAGUGCUCCAUUUUCAACCCACAAUAUCCCCAGGUAGGACUGGGAAAAACCUGUCUGAAACCAUAUUGAGGCAAUGUAGAAUACUGAUCUAGAUGAACCAGUGGUCUGAGUUACUGUCUUCACUGGUGUGUCAUGGGAAAAUAUAAAAUAGUUAGUGAUUGCAUGGAAGAUUAUUGCACUUCUCAGUAUUAUUUCCAUAUCUGCUAUAUCUUGCACCUGAGAACAGAGUACCAGAAAAGAAUAUUUAAGCUAUGGGUGCAUCAGUGACUUAAAUAAAACAUGACUGAUAUUUUUAAUAUCACAUUUUUUAAACAUUUUGUUUGUAUUUUUGAACUUUAUAUUACAAAUGAGAAUGAUUUUAAAUUUUAUUAUGUCAAAUUAGUUAAUUCUGAUACACAGUUAAGUGAAAUAAGGUGCGUAUCAUAUGGGAUUCCUUAUCCCUGUAAAUUGUCUUUAACAAAACAGGGAAGAAGUUUGUAUAUGUCGAACCACCUAGGAGAGUUAAGGAAGUGCUGGAAGAAGAGCUUUAUUUUCGGAGGGAUGAAUGCAGAAUUAAACACCCUUCAGAAGGUAAGCUCUGUGGCCGGCAAAGGUAUAAAAUAAAAAUAAAAUGAUUAAGGGAAGAAAAAUCUGAAAUGUUUAGUGGAUAAUAAGUUGUGAAAAUCUGCUGUAAAUACUGCUUAACUUGAGGAAAUAUAUAAAGUCAGAUGUUACGGGUAAAACAAAGUUCUAUUUAUUUAUCAUAUUUGUAUCUUACAAUUUUUCCAGGCAUUCAGAAUGGUGCAUGUCAUAUUAUAUAUAAGUGUGAUAUCCACCAGCACAAAGAUUUCUGCUUGGACAAUGGAAGUUCCUUUCCCUGUCCUCAUGCUACUCUGUGUCCUCCACCAAUCCUUUUUCAGAGGGUUGGGGGGGGGGGACCCAGAGCAGAUUUAGAGGAUGCACGGGUAGAGGAAAUAAUUUCUGUUGCACAUCAGAAGUCGUGGUGCUAGCGGAAGCACUUCAUUGGAGAGCUCCCAAUAUAUCUUACCUGCCUUUCACCUUAAGGUCCCAGGGUAGGUUACAACAUACAAUAAAUUCAGAGGCUCAAUACAAGAGCAAACUCUAGCAAAAGCCAGUACAUUGGCUUGCCCCAUUGACCUCAUUUAGUAACCCAACCAAGUAAGAAUCACAGAGUGGGCUUCUCCCCCCCCCCUUUUCAUAUUAAGUAUUUCAUUUAUCUUUCAGAAUGGCAGUUCUUUAACCACAUUCUCCACAACAGCUCAUUUAAAGUUUAGGGAAGCCUCAACAGAGAAAUCCAAAACAGCAGGUGGUAGUUGCAAGCUGGCUUUGGACAACUUAUAGAAGAAGAGGGCCAGACCCUAUAAAUACAGUCACCUUGGCAUGUCAUCAUUUGUAUUCCGCCUUUUUAUCAAGAAACUCAAAUCAAAAUACACAAGUUCAGUAGUGCUUUUUUCUGGGGGUUCACAGGGACACGCAUACCACUAAACAUUUUGUGAAUCUUUGUACUUUUGUCCAUUUACUGUAUUUAUUUUCCCCGAUAUGAACUAUAAAAUGGUGAUUUUCUUGAGUCAAAAUGAGAGUACCCCUAAACGUUUUUUUAGGGGGGGAAAGCACCGCACAAGUUUAUUCUUUUUAUUCUCACAAUAACCCUGCAAGGUAGAUUAAACUGAGAGAAAGAUGGGUGGGGUGGGACUUGACCACCUAGUAAACUUUAUGGCUGAUUAAGGGGUUGAAACGAAGCCUAAGGCCAAUACGCAAUUGACUAUUCCAUACUGAUUCUCUGUUAAGACAUCCCUCAUCCACUUUGAUUGACAUCUAUGUGUAUUUUGCUACUUCAUGAAUUUGCCUUAGCCGGUGGUUUUCAAAGAUGCUGCCUUGAAGGAAUGUUUUCCGUAGCUGGGAAUCCGUAUGGCUUGUGGUGGAACUUUGAACACUGCAGAGGAUCCUGUGGCAAGUUCGGUAUAUGUGGGACACUGGCCUCACAAUUCACCCAGCAUGAACCUUACAACACAAUUCCUGCUGCUCCCCAUUACAGGAGAACAUCAGCAGAUUGAGCAAGCUGUCUUUCUGAAAAGCUGCACAGCCAUUACCAAAUUCAUUUAGGAACCCUUGAAGGCUGUAAAGGAACCCCAAGGUUCCUGGGAAGCCAGUUUGAAAGCCACUAGUGUAAGCUCUAUAGUUGUUAAGUCCUCAGAGUUAUCCACCAUGUCAUACCACUGCAAAAAUGCAUGAUGAGUGGCUUAAUAUUUGCAUCUAUCACAGGCCUUGCAAUAAUAUGCAAUAUACCCAAAUUGAUCACUCUGCUCUGCUGCAGAGGGUCUCCUGCAGAUUCCAUCUAUAUGGAGGUCCAUUCCAUACAAUUUAGCAGGCACGUCCAACAUCCAUAAGGUUGCAAUCUACCAUCCAGUAUCAAAAACUGGCAGUGAUCUACCACACUCUCCCAUUGUCAUUCUUAAACUUAAACAUAUUAUAUUUGGCUGGGGAAACCCAGCCAGAUGGGCGGGGUAUCAGCACCCAUCCAGAGCUAGGAGGGAGAGGGUGUUUUCUUUCCAUGGGAACUGGCAGGAGGGGGGGAAGGGAGGGGGAUGUCAUUGUCUCUCUCACGUGCCACCCUUCCCUCAGCUCCCUGACUGGGUGCCUCCACAGCUGCAGCCCAUGCAGAGCCCACGCACCUCAUCUUCGCACACACGUACACACAAACACAGCCCAGCUCUUCCUGGGAGCUGGCAGAGCAGCCAGUUUCUCCCUUGGAGGCCGCCAGGGCAGCAUCCCUUUCACAUCCCCCCAGGAAUGCAGCAGGAAGGAGGACAGGCAAACACACACACACACACACACACACACACAGGCCAGCUGUCCUGAGAGCUGGCAGGGCAGCAUCUCUGUCCUGUCCCCCCCAGGAGCGCAGCAGUUGACCUGCGAUCGACCAUAAUCUAGCCCAGGAUCUACCAGUCGAUCCCGAUCAACCUGUUGUACAUGCCUGCAAUAUAGGAACAGCAUUUAGGAAGGUGGAAGCUACCCUUUGGAGCUAUCUCCCACUGCACACUAGACAGGCGUCAGCUCUGUUGUCUUUUCAGGACCUACUGAAGAUCUUCCUUUUACAACAAGUGGAGGGUGUGUUUUUUAUCCCAGUGUGUAUCUGUAUUGGAUUGGAAAUUUAUUAUAUAUAUGGGAUGCUUUGUAAGCAUUUUUACAUACAGAGUUGUGGUUUUUUUAAAUUGUUUGGGUAUAUUAACUUGUUUUUUACAUAUGGACUUGUUUUUAUUAUGAAACUGCUCGGAGAUAUUUUAUGGCAAGCCACCCAUAAAUGGAAUCGAAUCAAUAAUGCAAGGUUCCUUCCAGACCUACAGUUGCACGAUUAUGUUUCGUCAGCCAGUGGUUUGUACAAAUAUUUCGGUCCGUGGGUAUUAAUUGCUUUCCCUCCUACCUAAAAAUAUAGAAGGUCAGCUUGGAACCCAACUGACAAUAAUGCUCUUCAUAUAUUUUGAACAGCGGCUCUGGAAGGAAUUUGGAGCUUGAAAAGGAAUUUCCCAGUGGGAGGCUUCAAGCCGGCAUCACAGAAUCCAAGUAGCUUGCUUUCACAGCCCAAGUACUACUCCAGACAUGCCGUAAUAAGAAGUAAGAAUGAAAUAUCUGGGGGCUGCAUCGUGCAUCAGUAAACAACUCUGACUUUCAAAACAUUCACCUGGGAUUGUCCGUCUUGGUGUGUGAAUCCCAGCAUCCAUCAGCUUUUGAAAAGUCACAUAAAAAAUUUUUUAAGGAAAGAAAAAUACCAGCAUCCUGUUUGUUCUUCACCUUUCCUUCAAGGCGCUGUAUGUUUCCCCCCCAUUUUAUCCUCAGAGCAAUCUUGUGAAGUAGACUAGGCUGAGAGAGAGCGAAAGCAAGAAAACAUCCCCCAAGGCUAUCUUGUAAAACUUCACGGCUGCGUGAAACCUAGGAUUGUAUGGUUGUGGUAGGGUAGCGCUCUGCCCGUUAGACACCAUACUAGUUGCUCUUUAGAUCUUCAGAUUUGCAACUCUGCUUUAAGAUUGCUACUCCUGACUUGCAAUGUGGCUUGCAGUGUUUUUAGUCUGGUUUUGCUCCUUGAGAUCAGGGAUGGGCAGUUGCUGAGGUGCUAGUUCAGUUCAUGCACUUUGCAAGGGAAAAUUAUCGUAGUGUAUAAGUAGGGCUGCCGGUUCUUGCACAACUCUACAAACACAACACAUAGGCUAAUAGUUAGUAGAGAAUAUAUAAUAGAAUAAUGAUAUCAUUCAGAUUGUAGGAAUAAGCCAAUCAAAGUUCAUAUGUACAAUAUAACAGAGUGGUAGCGAGGACUGCCAAGCCGUGUGUUCAAAACAGAUGUCUACUACUGAAACAGUAGUAUCAUUCCGGAGACUCUGUCCUUUUGAAACUUUUGAGACAUCUUCUGUUGAAACUUUUGAAAGACUAUUGUGAGACUGUCCUUAGACAUCUGUUUUGAACACACGACUUGACAGUCCUCGCUACCACUCUUAUAUUGUACAUAUGAACUUUGAUUGGCUUAUUCUUACAAUUUGAAUAAUAUCAUUAUUCUAUUAUAUAUUCUCUACUAACUGUUAGCCUACGUGUUGUGUUUGUAUUGUUGUGGUUGGUUCUUACUGCAACACAGGGGUUUGUUUUUGGUUCUCACACAACUGCGGAGCAUUAGGGGGAUGGAGUCUAGCUGUCCAGGCUCACAGAAGAGAUGGCUGUUGCUGCAGCAGGAGAAAGUGCACCCAUCCCCAGUAUCAAGCCAAUAAAAUGCAGCCUAGAAACUCUUGCAGGGACAAUUAAAAUACUCCUGAGGGCAAAUAAAAUUUUCAAAUGUAAAAGAAUAACUUAACAGGGCCACGGGCAGCACCGCCCUGCUUUGGGAACUUGCAAUUACAAUCUCAACUCCUGGUUAAGAGUAUACCACCAAUAAAGUCAACAAGAUUACUCCAAAAUAAAUGGCCAUAUUUAUUUCCUUACAUAUACAUCCCACCUUCCUUCUAUCGCUCAAGGCAGCAUACCGGCAAUCCAGAUAUUCUGCUCUUCUCCCAAGCAGCUCAGGCCAGCACACUUCAUUAUCUUCCACAUUUAAUAUCCUCGCAACAACCCUGUGAGGUAGUUUAGGUUGUUUUUAUAUUAGCUUUCUCAUUUCCCCCCCCCCCGCCAAAGAAUCCUACCUUCCAUAAACAUCUGCAAUUUUCCUUAAACUUGUGAACCUACAACUUCAUUUGUUUGAGUGCACAAGAUUUCGCACACAUUUGCACACUUCAAGCUGUUUUUACCCUUGUCGAUUAAAAAUGUUAAAUAAUUUGUGCCCCUCUCCAACUGAAUGGAUUCAACUUCUGUAGCUGAGAGGCACCUCAGGUAAGUUUCCACCCCCAUUUUAAAAAUAAUUGUCUGCUUCCUCACACUCAGUGAGGUCAUGUUAUAUAAAAAAAAUUGCAUAUAUAGUUCAUGACACCUUUUUAUUAACAAAAAGAAAGAAAACUUGAUUGGAGACUGCCCUGUGUUAGGUGGCUAACAAAAUGAAUAAAUAAAAGUACAUAUAAGUGGAAAUGCCUCACCAAUAAAACAUUUACUAAUCUCUGUUUUCAUCCUUUCCCCCUCCUGCAGGAUAGCCCCUGUGAAAAGCAGUGUUGAUGGAAGUGACAGGAACUAGGCAAAUUCACAGCUGCUAUUUUUAUUCAAAUGCUGAGUACUAUAUUCUAGAACUUGUAUCAUAGAAUGUAAAAUAAACUUUUCAACCAUGCAUCAGUCA
Molecule: messenger RNA, 8777 nt
Organism: Podarcis lilfordi (Lilford's wall lizard)
Lineage: Eukaryota; Metazoa; Chordata; Lepidosauria; Squamata; Lacertidae
Source: the annotation of a GenBank genome assembly